UUGUAUCCGUAAAGACUUGGAGAAAAGGUGAUUCCUCAAACUUGCUCAUGCCUGGCAGUCUUCUCUUGGAGAAAGUUCCCUCCCUUUUCACUUUAGUCCAAUGCUUCUUUGGUCUUUCCAUUUUGAAUGGGUAUAAAGGAAUACAGAGAAAAAAAAUCAUGAAACAUUCAUUUUAAAAAGAAAUACGUAGUGCUUAGCAAAGAGAUAUUCAUAACAUGCAUUCGUCUUGGCAAGUUGUCAAAAACUGGCAAAUAUUUGGCAAUAGUUGGCAAAUAUUGCCACUGGUGAUGCCAAGAUGGAAGGUGAAAUUGAUUUCUUGACCUUGGCCUUGUUUUUCUUAGUAGGUCUCCAUCAUGGGUGACCAGGGAGCAAAGAACCACUCUGAGGCAACUGACUUCAUUUUGGUAGGCUUCAGAGUCCUCCCAGAACUUCAUAUCUUUCUCUUCCUGCCUUUCCUAUUUAUCUAUAUCAUGGUCCUCUUGGGGAAUGUUGGCAUCCUGGUCAUUAUCCUGAUUGAUCCCCGACUGAACACACCAAUGUAUUUCUUCCUAGGCAACCUCUCCUUCAUUGAUCUCUCCUACUCCUCUGCUGUGGCACCGAAGGCCAUGGCUAAUUUCUUAUCAUCAAGUAAGUCCAUUUCCUUUGUGGGCUGUGUGGUUCAGUUUUUCUUCUUUGUCUUAUUCAUGGUAGCAGAGAGUUUUGUUCUGGCAGCCAUGGCCUAUGACCGCUUUGUAGCCAUUUGCUCCCCACUGCAGUAUUCUGUCCGCAUGUCAAGACGACUUUGUACCCAGCUUGUGGUUGGUUCUUACUUUUGUGGCUGGGUCACCUCCAUUCUCCUCGUCAGUAACACCUUUACUUUGCCCUUCUGUACCUAUAGAGUUGUUGACCACUUUUACUGUGACCCCCAGUCAAUUGAAAAGAUCUCAUGUUCCAACAUUGUUAUCAAUCAAAUGGUGACAUUAACCCUGGCAGGAAUCAUUAUUUUGCCCACCCUGAUAGUCAUCAUGGUAUCUUAUGUUUACAUUGUGUCCACCAUCUUGAAGAUCCGAUCUGAUGAGGGUCGAAUGAAAGCCUUCUCAACUUGUGGGUCCCACCUUGUGGUGGUGAGUUUGCUCUAUGGAACUGCCUUCUUUCAUUCUUUCAUUCCCUCCAACAACGCUGAACUGCGUAAAGUAGCUUCUGUGUGUUAUAUCCUCAUUACGCCCAUGUUGAACCCACUCAUAUACUCUUUAAGAAACAAAGAUGUUAAAGAGGCUUUGAAAAGAAUUUUAGGGAAGGCAAAAGCAUGGCUCUAA
Molecule: messenger RNA, 1295 nt
Organism: Trichosurus vulpecula (common brushtail)
Lineage: Eukaryota; Metazoa; Chordata; Mammalia; Diprotodontia; Phalangeridae
Product: olfactory receptor 9K2-like
Exons: 1
Coding region: 354-1295 (313 amino acids)
Biological process (GO): sensory perception of smell; G protein-coupled receptor signaling pathway
Cellular component (GO): membrane
Molecular function (GO): olfactory receptor activity; G protein-coupled receptor activity; odorant binding
Source: RefSeq, a predicted model, not a curated record